Messenger RNA from Cimex lectularius (bed bug), 2583 nucleotides. RefSeq names its product transcription factor 25 (gene Nulp1). Gene Ontology annotation, cellular component: RQC complex. NCBI's taxonomy places the organism in Eukaryota, Metazoa, Arthropoda, Insecta, Hemiptera, Cimicidae. The coding region runs from base 305 to 2233 and encodes 642 amino acids. The transcript is spliced from 11 exons. The record is from RefSeq and is a predicted model, not a curated record.
UUGUUUUGAAGAAGGUCUGGUUGUUUAAGGUGUCAAGUCUUGUUUUCUUCCGACAGCUGAUCGACCUGUACGAAGCGAGCUGGCUGGUCGCUGCCGAAGGCGAACUCUAGGUCGAAGAGCCGUCUCGUGAAGAACAAAAGCUACUAGACGAUUACGUUCCCUCUCUGGACAUGUUCUGUCAUGUUUUCGGUAUUGACACAUUUACAAUAGCUUAGCAGAGCUAGAAUUCGAUUUCGUAGAGCGCCGGCUACUAAAUUCAAAUCGGGCCUAGGGUUAAAAUGGUUUUGUGAAUCGCCGUCGAACCAUGUCGUCGAGGGUCCUUCGCAAACUCGGCCUGCAGGGAGAAAAGGAGCUGAGCUGUCUCGGCGAUGACGGAGGGAGCGACACGGAAGCGGAUUUCUCGACUUCCAGCAACACGAAGAAGAAACAGCUCAACAUAAACAGAUACGACUUGCUGAACCAGUUGUCCCACUCGGAGAGUGAAGUGAAGGAAGACGACGACCACGAGACGGCCGGGUCUCUCAACGCCCAAGAAGGCGCCAUCGACGUCAAAGACGCCUCAAGGAGGAAGAAGAAGAAGAAGAAAAAGAAACCUUGCAAAAUACCAAGCAGCAAUACGAGGAGUAGCGAAGACAACAUCGAGGAUGAAGUUGAAAAGUCAGUACGAGAAGUAAAUGCACUUUUGGGAGAAAUACAGGGCGUUGGGCCAGUUCAGAGUUCCGAUGUCCAAAUCCCCAGCAGUGCCAGAAAAGGGGUACUCAGUGUUGACCAUAGAAUGCUAAAUCCUAAUAACGAACUCCGUCGUAUUUUCGGCGCAAAAAUCAUUCAGAGUGAACAGAUGAAGAAAAGGGGCCGUGGAAGUCGAGGUCAUUUAAAGACGACAUGGCUAGUCUCGCCUAAGGACUAUUGGUAUCAAAUUGAAAAGCCAGGCCUGUCCAUGAAACUUGUCGAGACGAAAAAUGGUGUUCAAUACUUUUCCUAUGAGCACUCUCUGAGUUACCAGGAAGUCCAAAUGAGAUUCCUAGAUGCUGUAGAGAGUUUAAACCCUGAAUUUAUUAUGAGGAUUAUCAAUUCUCAUCCGUAUCACGUUGAUGCACUGCUUCAACUGUCAGACAUUUGCAAACUCAGUGAAGACCUUUCCAUGGCGACAGAACUAGUUCAAAGAGCGCUUUACUGUUUAGAGUGUGCUUUCCAUCCCUCUUUUUCAGUCGCAUCGGGAAACUGCCGUUUGGAUUAUCGCAAACAAGAAAACAGGUCUUUGUACAUAGCAUUGUUCAAACACAUGAUGUAUAUCGGGUCGAGAGCUUGUUACCGCACUUCGCUCGAGUUUUGCAAGCUGAUUCUUUCCUUGGAUCCAGAAGGCGACCCGCUCGCCGUUGUCCUCGUAAUGGAUUUCUACGCUCUCCGCUCCCAAGAGUACAAGUGGCUUUUGAGGAUAGCAAAUGAGUGGGAAGCCACAAGAAAUUUAUCACAGUUGCCAAACAUUGCCUACUCUGUUGCGGUCGCCCAUUUUCAACUAGGUGAUUUAGAAACUGCCCACUUGCUACUACAGAAAGCUGUCAUGAUGUUCCCUGGCGUUGUACUUCCAUUGGCAGAAAAGUGUAGUGUACAAGUCGAUACGAAAAUAAGUUCUAGUCAGUUUUUUACUGGCGCAACUGAAAGACAGAGCAAAUCAUUGACACAACUCGAGCUUCUGUACGUUGCAAGGAGUUACCAUAUAUGGAAAGAGCCAGAACUGUUAGCAUGGUUGGAACGUAACGUUCACCAAGUUAUGGAAAGAGUGGAAGCAGACGAUCCAUUUGUUCUAGAGUGGGAGCAAAACAGGCAAAAGAGAUAUCCUUCGACUCCUAGGAACGUUUUACGACAUAUCAUUCUCUCCGACAUAAAAGAUUUGCCCUUAUUGACCAACGAGGACUUUCAAAUUUCAAUGUUCAACUUUGAUCCACUCCCACCCACUGAUUCUAUAAAUCUUUACACAAGACCGAUGAGAACAAGGGCAUAUGAGAAUGACAGCACAUUGUCAAUAUUCAUCCGUUCACUGAUGCCAAACUUCAAUAUAAAUCAGGUCGCAUCAGAUGAGACAGGAGAGGAUGGCGGAGAAGGAUCCGGGGUCGAUCUUAGAAGGAGUGUCACGUCACUUUUGGACGCAAUGCGUGAUCUUCUUUCAAACAUCCAUUUACCCGAUGUACCAGGGGACGGCGAUGUUGAAGACGACCCAGACACAGACACUUAGCUUGUUUUAAUUUACCUAUAACAAGCUUUAAUUGAUGUAAGUUAAGUUUGUCAAAGUAUGCCAUUCUCAUAACAUAUUUACAACCUUAAGUAUAUUUAUUAGAAAUUACCUAAAUAAACGUGAAUUAUAGAGGAUUGGGUUUCUUCCAAUUUACCAUAUAUCACAUUUUGCUUUUUUUUCAUACUGCUUUAAAUUAUAAUACUUAUAGAUGUUCCCAUAUUUUGGUGUGGGUUUGGAGCAGGCCAAACAUUUUAAUUGUUCAUGUAAAUAUUUAAAAUACGAAUAAAAUGCAAAUUAAAUAAGAAAUCUGUUGAUAUUCUUAUACGAAAGUAUAACAGAGUGUGUAAAAA